Molecule: messenger RNA, 3215 nt
Organism: Austrofundulus limnaeus
Lineage: Eukaryota; Metazoa; Chordata; Actinopteri; Cyprinodontiformes; Rivulidae
Gene: plk4
Product: polo-like kinase 4 (Drosophila)
Exons: 15
Coding region: 168-2963 (931 amino acids)
Biological process (GO): protein phosphorylation
Cellular component (GO): nucleus
Molecular function (GO): protein kinase activity; ATP binding; protein binding
Source: RefSeq, a predicted model, not a curated record
CGGGCGGAUAUUUUCAAAAUGGAAGAAAUGGCAAAGUUUUGGAGGGGAAUUGAUGAACUACGUGUAUUUACGCCCUGAUGAUAUUUCCAUCAGCUCUCCGUGCACCUUGACGACAGUGGAAUAUUUUUACAAGUCUGCAUGCAUCUGCGAGACCCAAACCCGGCACGAUGAGCCUCUCAAUCGGCGACAAAAUUGAGGAUUUUAAGGUCCUCACCCUCCUUGGCAAAGGCUCCUUUGCGUGUGUCUACCGGGCAAAAUCAGUCAAGACCGGUGUGGAGGUUGCUAUCAAAAUGAUCGACAAAAAAGCCAUGCACAAAGCUGGUAUGGUUCAGCGUGUGACUAAUGAGGUGGAGAUUCACUGCAGACUCAAACAUCCUUCUAUACUCGAGCUCUACAACUACUUUGAGGACAGCAACUAUGUGUAUUUGGUGUUGGAGAUGUGCCACAAUGGAGAAAUGAGUCGGUACCUUAAAGAGCGAAAGAAACCUUUCUCCGAGGAUGAAGCGAGACAUUUCAUGCAUCAGAUAAUGAAAGGAAUGCUGUAUUUGCACACUCAUGGCAUCCUGCACCGUGAUCUGACCCUGUCCAAUCUCCUGCUGACGAGCAACAUGAACAUUAAGAUCGCCGAUUUCGGCCUCGCCACCCAGCUCAAGCUGCCGAAUGAAAAGCACUUCACCAUGUGUGGGACGCCCAACUACAUCUCCCCUGAGGUGGCGACCCGCAGCGCGCACGGCCUGGAGUCGGACGUCUGGUCACUGGGGUGCAUGUUCUACGCCUUCCUGAUGGGUCGCCCCCCGUUCGACACGGACACAGUCAAGCACACUUUGUCCAAAGUAGUGCUUGGGGACUACGAAAUGCCGACCCACGUUUCUUUAGAAGCUCAGGACUUGAUCCACCAGUUGCUGCAGAGAGAUCCCGCCCUGCGGCCCAGCCUCUCUGCRGUGCUGGACCACCCGUUCUUGACCCAGAGUCCACUGGUCAGGACCAAAGAGCUGAGGCUGGGGGACGACGGGUCCAUAGACAGCGGCAUCGCUACCAUCUCCACAGCUUGCACCUCCUCGUCCUCGGCCAGCAGUGGCACCCGACUCCAAAGGCGAACUAAGCACGUGAUCGGUUCGGCUCUGCCCAGUCGCAUGACGCCGUGUCUUCCACAGCAGCCCGGCGACGCCCGCUUCGAGGAGGGAGAGCAGCGGCACCGAAGGCACGGCCUUGACAGUUUUUACAGAGAUGGCAGGGGCAGAGCUGUUUAUGACGGAGAGGAUGGACAGCCUCAUUCCCGCUUCCUGAGGCGGGCUCAUUCAUCGGACCGCUGCAGUUCUGCCUCGGCGGGACAGAGUUCAUCGCAGGCUGAGCUGGGGCGAUGUCAUUCAGAGGAGACCCUGGCCAGCGUAGGACUUCCUGUCUUCCCCACCUCUUCCACUCCACAAACAUUCUCAGAGCACGGCAGGCUGCCCUCCCCUCCUGUCAAACAAUCUGCAAAUUCUGGCUAUUUAUCAGCAACGGAGAUGAUGCAUCCUCCAAACUUACAAUUUCAGGACAUGGAAGGAGUUUCUAACUGGCUUAAAAAUGAAACUCUGGGACAGAGGCCCACAGACGGCAGCACUCACAGCAGCAGCGGCAGCUUCCAUGGCAGCAGAGGCCCUUUAGCAGUUCACAGUUCCUGGUCGGAGCCCAUGGGCCGAGGCGUGCCCCCUCACCACAACCAGCACCACCUGCACAACCAGCUUCCCUCCAACCCCGACUCAUACAGGGAGAACUCACCCRGAGCAGAGUUCCAGCCUCUUCACGGCAAGGAGUUGAAGCUUCCUCCAUACAAACCCAGCGCCGACAACAAGAAGAAAACACUGCGGGACAUAAUCCCACCUCUGUGUGCAUCCAGACUCAAACCGAUCAGACAGAAGACCAAAAAUGCAGUUGUCAGCAUCUUGGAUACGGGUGAAGUGUGCAUGGAGUUGUUAAAAUCCCAAACUGGGCAAGAACGAGUCAAAGAAGUCCUACGGAUUUCCAGUGAUGGUUCAAUGGUGACGAUCUACCAGCCAAAUGAUGGAAAGGGUUUUCCUGUCCUGGACUGCCCUCCAGCUCCACCAGAAGAUAUUCUCAUCUGCAGCUAUGAGGACCUUCCAGAGAAAUACUGGAAAAAGUACCAAUAUGCCUCCAAGUUUGUGCAGCUUGUGAAAUCCAAGACUCCUAAAGUGACACUUUAUACUAAAUAUGCUAAAGUGAUGCUGAUGGAAAACUCGCCCAAUGCAGACCUUGAAGUUUGUUUUUACGAUGGAGCAAAAACCCACAAAACCUCCGAGCUGUUGCGAGUCGUGGAGAAGAGCGGGAAGUCGUACACCGUGAAGGGAGAGGUGGGGCUGAGCGGCCUGAGUCCAGAGAGCAGGAUCUAUGUGGAGUUAUCUGAUGAGGGCCAUAGCAUGUGUUUGUCACUAGAGGCCGCCAUCGCAGCAGAGGAGCAGCGGAGCGCCAACAAAAUCCCUUUCUUCCCCAUAACUAUUGGCAGGAGACCUGCCAGCUCAGACUCUCCAUCCUCGGUGCCGGUGUCAUCGCAGCAGGUGCCUCCUGACGCAGCUUCACCUCCUAAACCUCCACAGAUCACUCCUUCAAUGAUUUCCUAUGAUGGGUCUGAUUUCACUACAGCCAGCCUGAGUAAGAAAUGCUCUCCACAACAGCAGGACGUGGCUCAGAGCUCAGGGAAGGUGGUGAAAUCCAUAUUUGUGCCCAACGUUGGAUGGGCAUCUCAGCUGACGAGUGGGGAGGUGUGGGUGCAGUUUAAUGACGGCUCUCAGCUGGUGGUUCAGGCAGGAGUUUCCUGCAUCACGUACACGUCUCCAGAUGGGAGGAUAACCAGGUAUAAAGAGAACGAGAAGCUGCCAGAGCACGUCAAAGAGAAGCUGCACUGUCUCUCCACGAUUCUUGGACUGUUGGCGAAUCGACCGGCUCGUUACCUGCCAACUCAUUAAACACUUGAAGAGAAUAGAAAAUAGCAUUAGCCUUUGUGAUCUCAUUUGUCUGCCGUCCCUGUAAAUAUUCCUUCUAUGUGUGUUGGUCGGUUUUUACAUGUACAGAGGAUUAUGAAAAGAGUUUUAUUUUUAUUACUGAUUUUGUAYAGUGUCUAAAAUAGCUGUUAAGUUUUUUUCUACCAUUUUCAUAUGAACUGUGCAACUGAUGGAUGUGAAUAUAAUAAACAUCUAGAGGCUGGGUGGUGAAAAGCA